AUGGAAACCUUGGCUCAAGUAACCGGAGUAGAUGCGGUAGGCAUAGUGAACCUGAUCAUAUCAUCGGCCGGAAAGGCGGCAACACACCGUAGAAACUGCGAGCAGCUGGCGGAGCACGUGAAGAUGAUAGGGAACUUGUUGGAGAAGUUGAAAUCAACUGACCUUGUAAGGUUACCAGCCAUAAAAGAGCCACUGGAUUGCUUGGAGGAAGCGUUGAAGAAGGCGUUUGAUUUAGUGGAGAGCUGCAGAAAUAAGAGUUGCUUAUACAUGCUUGCCAUGGGGUGGAGCGUAGUGUAUCAGUUCCGUCAAGUUCAGGCGGAGAUUGAUCGUUAUCUUAAGCUCGUGCCCUUGAUUUCCCUUGUCCAUGAGUUCCGUAUGCAGCAUUUGAAGGAAGGUUUGGUAGCCAUUGAAGAGGAUCAAAGAGAGUACACGCUAGAUGAAGAGGAUGUUAAAGCACAAUGUGUGAUAUUAAAACCUGAUCGUUCAAAGAAAGAUGCAAAGAUAUUGGAGAAUUCACUGUCCAGAAAAUACCCUGAUUUGGGACUCCAGGAUGCUCUGCAAGAAGAAAAAGAGAAACUACAUAUCGAGCUGCAACGAUCGAGAACUAACAAUGAUACCAAGCAGUGCCGCUUGAUCGAACAUCUAAUUGAUGUUACAGAAAAUGUUGUUAAUGAUCUUCCUGGGAAGAAGGUUAAUAAGCUUCUUGUCCAUGAACCAAGUUAUACUCCAUCAGGGUAUGUAAUUAAUAAUGCUAACUCUGGCUGUGGAGACCUGGGAUUAAGGCCUGAAGAUGAAGGACAAUUAUCAGAGUGGCAAUCUGAUCUUUUUGAUUGUUGCAGAGAGCCCUGUUUAUGCUUGAAAACGUGCUUCUAUCCCUGUGGAACAUUUUCAAGGAUAGCUAAUGCGGUGUCUAAAGGAAAAAUAUCCCGGGAGGAAGCAAUUGACAGACUCACGGCGUAUUCCCUCUUCUGUGGAUGUUGCUGUUACACUUGCUGUAUAAGGAAAAAGCUGCGAGAAACUUACAAUAUUGAGGUUCUUCUUCUCCAUUGCAGAAAAGAGUUUAAACCCUUGAUAGAAACUACUUACUUUCAACAUUUUGGGUGUGUUGUGCAGGGAGGUGCAUGCGAUGAUUUCCUUACUCAUCUCAUGUGUUGCUGUUGUGCAAUGGUUCAAGAGUGGAGAGAGCUUCAACUCAGGGGCUUUGAAGGUGGGCACAGUCAUGGCCAAGGGAGAAACGUGAUUCCUCCACCAUGCCAAUAUAUGAAGCCAUGAUUCCUUCAAAUCAUGGCUUGCCUAUAAAUAAAUCACAUAUAUUAUACAGUUUGUAUACCGAUAUUAGCGUAUAAAUUGAUCAGACAUUAAUUUUUUGUUAUCGUCUUAGUUAUGCUUAUCUAUAAACAUUUAUUUAGUUAA
Messenger RNA from Mangifera indica (mango), 1413 nucleotides. Its product is annotated as cell number regulator 13-like. Bases 1 to 1272 code for a protein of 423 amino acids. The transcript is spliced from 6 exons. Gene Ontology annotation, biological process: cell surface receptor signaling pathway. Lineage: Eukaryota; Viridiplantae; Streptophyta; Magnoliopsida; Sapindales; Anacardiaceae. The record is from RefSeq and is a predicted model, not a curated record.